Molecule: messenger RNA, 1508 nt
Organism: Tarenaya hassleriana
Lineage: Eukaryota; Viridiplantae; Streptophyta; Magnoliopsida; Brassicales; Cleomaceae
Product: transcription factor MYB12
Exons: 3
Coding region: 91-1185 (364 amino acids)
Source: RefSeq, a predicted model, not a curated record
CUUUGUCACGAGUCCAACCUCACCCUAAAGUGUCUCGCCUUUUUCUGUUCCUCUCUGUCUGCUCUCGCUUCGAGAGAGAGAGGGGGGGAGAUGGGGAGAGCUCCGUGCUGUGAGAAAGUGGGGCUGAAGAGAGGGAGGUGGACUGCGGAGGAAGAUGAGAUCCUCACCAAGUUCAUUCAAGCCAAUGGCGAAGGUUCUUGGCGAUCUUUGCCCAAGAAAGCCGGUUUGCUGAGAUGCGGAAAAAGUUGCCGGCUGAGAUGGAUAAAUUAUCUAAGGACGGACCUGAAGAGGGGAAAUAUCACGUCCCAAGAGGAAGAGAUCAUCGUCAAGUUGCAUAACGCUAUAGGCAACAGAUGGUCGCUUAUAGCAACAUACUUACCAGGAAGAACAGACAACGAAAUCAAGAACUACUGGAACUCGCAUCUGAGCCGCAAAGUUUACACCUUUACGAACACGAAGCCCGGAGAUGACACGAGUCUGAUCCUCGACGAGAUAAUCUCCAAGACAUCUUCUUCUUCUUCUUCUUGCAACCAGAAGAAGAAGAGGAAGAAGAAGGGAAGGACAAGUAGAUCGGAGAUGAAGAAACACAAGCAAAUGGUGGCUUCAUCGACACAGAUGAAGACGACAGGAACGCCAAGUUUCGCCGUUGAGGUUCCGGGGGAUCCAUUAUUUGGGGAAGACAAGACAUGCCCAGAUGGUGAAAGCGGACAGGGAAGUGAGAUCAGCGAGAAAGGGCAAAUGGGUCAUUCGGAGGAGGACAGCUUGGGCCCGUACGAAUGGCUGGACAACGAGAUUGAGCGGCUCAUGAUGAGUAGUUGCGUAUGGGAGGGCGAAGAGGUUGUUAUUGGGUUUAAUGGUACUGAGUUUCAGGACAAGAUAGGUGAAAAUGGGGACAGCAUUAGUUGUUUUUUGGGUUUGUCCGAAGAAGAACAGGGUGGUGGGGCAGAGUUCAGUAACACGGCAACAAAAGUUGAUGUUAACGCGGAAAGGGAAAGGGAAGGAAGUGUGUUGAGUUCAAAUUCAGACGAAGGUUGUAAUCCAGACUGGUGGGCUGAUCUCUGCAGCUCGGAAGUCGGUCUUGGGAUCGACGAGGAGUGGAUUGAUUGGGAUUUCCAAUAUGGCCUCACAUGUCAGAGCGAUUUCUGGAAUCUGCCAGCUGGCGUCGACGGAGAAACAGUUGUCUGAUCAAUCUGAAGAAGCGAGUUUAAGAUCUUUGAACGUAAAGUUUCUGCUUUGUUUUGUCAGACGCCGCCGAUUUGGCGAAGGAAGCAUGGCUGUGUUGCAGAAGCUCCUGCAGUGGUGACGAAGAAGAAGAUGAUUGCAUGAAGAAACGUUAGGGCAAAUGUCGCUUUCUAGUUAUAAGAAGUUUCAGAUCAGAUGCGUGUAUUCUUUGAUGAUUCUUUCCAUGUUUUCUGCUCUUUUUUUUUUUAAGGUCUGUUUUCGGUUUUCAUGGUUUAUGUGAAAAAUACAGAAUAAUAUAAUUCGAAUAAUAUCGAUACAAAAGUAUA